UGGUGAUGAUGGUGAUGGUGAUGAAGAUAAUGACAACAGUCAGUUCACCCUCCCUCCAGCAGGCGGAGACCUGCUCACCUCAAACACUACAGGAACGGAGCUCUGCGCAUGCGCACCGGAUGUAAACAGAGCAUCGUGGCCGCGAGGAGAAAUCAGCUCUAAUUAAUAAAAUCAGCUGAUAUCUGAUCCGACCUGUGACGUCAUCUUUGUGACGCAGAACGUCCGUGUGUCCGUGUGAUGACGUAACAUAGCAAAAUGGAGUUUGUGAAGAAACGACUGAGCGAGUUUUCUCUGGAGGCUCAUGAGCUGUACCUGAACCAAUCAAUGCCUUACCUGGAGAAGCCACCUGACCCGCUGCAGUUCUACCGCGACUGGAUUGGUCCAAACAAGCCCUGCAUCAUUCGUAACGCCUUCAACCAUUGGCCGGCUCUGUCCAGGUGGACCCCAGAAUACCUCAGGGAGAAGGUGGGGUCAAAGGUCAUCAGUGUGGCGGUGACACCCAACGGCUACGCGGACGCUGUCAGCGGCGAUCGCUUCGUGAUGCCCGAGGAGCGCCGGAUGAGUUUCAACGAAGUACUCGACGUCAUCGAGGGGAAGGUGCAGCAGCGUGGCGUCCUGUACGUUCAGCGUCAGUGUUCGAAUCUCCUCGACGAGCUGCCGGAGCUCACUGAUGACGUCGAGCCGCAUGUUUCCUGGAUGAGCGCCGCCCUCGGAAAGUCUCCAGAUGCUGUUAACUUUUGGCUUGGAGAGGAGAGCGCCAUAACGUCCAUGCACAAAGAUCACUAUGAGAAUUUGUACUGUGUGAUUUCUGGAGAGAAAAACUUCAUCCUGCUGCCGCCCACAGACCGACCUUUUAUCCCCUACGGUCUGUAUCAACCAGCUGUUUACCGUCAGCGGGACGACGGUGAGUUUGAGGUCGCCGAUCAGAGCGGCUCUGAGAAGGUCCCGUGGAUCCCUCUGGACCCUCUAGACCCAGACCUGGACCGGUACCCGCAGUACCAGAGAGCUCGGCCCCUCCGAUGCAGUGUUAAGGCGGGAGAGAUGCUGUACCUGCCGUCACUGUGGUUCCACCACGUCCAGCAGUCACAUGGCUGCAUCGCAGUGAACUUCUGGUACGACAUGGAGUACGACAUCAAAUACAACUACUACCAGCUGCUGGAGACACUGUGUGAGGUCAGAGGGUCCACGUGACAUCACAGCAGCUGUGUGAGGUCAGAGUGUUUCUCUAGUGUUUCUGGGUAAAUAAAGUGAAGGAACUGAAA
This is a messenger RNA of Larimichthys crocea (large yellow croaker), 1262 nucleotides long. RefSeq names its product jumonji domain containing 7 (gene jmjd7). Bases 256 to 1191 code for a protein of 311 amino acids. The record is from RefSeq and is a predicted model, not a curated record. The transcript has 9 exons. NCBI's taxonomy places the organism in Eukaryota, Metazoa, Chordata, Actinopteri, Sciaenidae.